UUGGCCUUAUAUGUGGGCAUACCUAUUUCUAAAAAACCAAUCUCCAGAGGAUUCUCUGUAUUGCUUUGCUUCUUUGUUGCAGCUCAACAUCACAAGAAGGCUUUCUUUCUCUUUGAUCAAUCUCCAAGCCACCAUGUAUCCAAAUCAGUCAUACCCAUCGGCCGGGCUGCCUCCGGCGAUGGGCGUUCCCUCGGCGUUCCAGAUGCAGCAGGGGCCUCAUCUAUGGUCCACCGGACUUUGCGACUGCACCACCGACUGCUGGAGCUGUUGCAUGACUUGCUUCUGCCCGUGUAUCACGUUUGGCCAGAUUGCAGAGAUUGUGGACCAAGGAGCUACUUCAUGCGGUUCAAGCGGGGCACUCUUUGUAUUUCUGGGAAUCAUAUGUUGCCACUGGAUAUACUCGUGCUUCUACCGCUCCAAGAUGAGGACACAAUUCCGCCUGGCCGAGAGGCCCUGCUGCGACUGCCUUGUACACUGCCUUUGUGAACGAUGUGCUCUUUGCCAGGAAUACCGAGAGCUCCAGCGCCGUGGCUUUGACAUGGCUAUAGUUCGCAGCCUUUCUCUACUGCAAGGCCAUUACAAGGGCAUAUUCAGCUCGUCGAGAGAGGUUUGGCAUUGGAGUCCCUUCCAAAAGGUCCCCCUCAAUCGCCUGGCUCAAACUGCAGCAAUGAUCCCAACAAGCAGGGUGGCCAUUGCCCAAACUCUGGAAGAUAACUGGAUUUUCUAUGAUGAUGAAACUACAAUACACACUGAAGUGCAAUUAUGUUUAUAGGGUGAUGAUGUUUGUUGUUAGAACCUAAGCAGGGUUCAAGUCUAUACUCUGGUGGUUGUUAUGAAGUUUCGAAUAAUUUCUUUAUGUAUUUUGUUUUUGUUUUUUUUUUAAAUUUUUUUUCUGAGGGAAGCAAUAGGCCCUAGGUGCCUAUUUCAUAUGUUUAUUUAUGAAGAUAAGUGCCUUCUCGUGGGGUUUUGAAUGUUGUUCAUUUCAAGCACUGGUCAAUGCAAAAUUUCACUGAUUUGUUCCUAAAUUAAUCAACAAUAUUAGCAUUUGCAA
Messenger RNA from Phoenix dactylifera (date palm), 1051 nucleotides. Lineage: Eukaryota; Viridiplantae; Streptophyta; Magnoliopsida; Arecales; Arecaceae. The record is from RefSeq and is a predicted model, not a curated record.